Xiphophorus maculatus (southern platyfish) is the source of this 5750-nucleotide messenger RNA. Its product is annotated as zinc finger protein 883-like. Gene Ontology annotation, biological process: DNA repair; negative regulation of transcription by RNA polymerase II. The transcript is spliced from 12 exons. Gene Ontology annotation, molecular function: zinc ion binding; DNA-binding transcription repressor activity, RNA polymerase II-specific. Bases 140 to 3523 code for a protein of 1127 amino acids. Lineage: Eukaryota; Metazoa; Chordata; Actinopteri; Cyprinodontiformes; Poeciliidae. The record is from RefSeq and is a predicted model, not a curated record.
UCAAACGUCACAUCCUGCUCCAACAACAAAAGCCUCGAUUCACUCUUCACAAAAAUCCUGGUUUUCUCCUCACACGCUUCGAAGCCUCGGCACAGAAAGAACGUCGCUAGUUUUAGAGUGGAAAGAAAUCAACGUCAAGAUGGAGGAAGAGAUGGAGGAAGAGAUGGAGGAUCAGCGCAGACUGAUGGAUUUCAGCCAGAUACCGAGGAUCAUCUUACACCGGACAGCAAAAGCCUCGAUUCACUCUUCACAAAAAUCCUGGUUUUCUCCUGACACGCUUCGAAGCCUCGGCACAGAAAGAACGUCGCUAGUUUUAGAGUGGAAAGAAAUCAACGUCAAGAUGGAGGAAGAGAUGGAGGAAGAGAUGGAGGAAGAGAAGGAGGAUCAGCGCAGACUGAUGGAUUUCAGCCGGAUACCGAGGAUCAUCUUACACCGGAUAGGGUGGAAAGAAAUCAACGUCAAGAUGGAGGAAGAGAUGGAGGAAGAGAUGGAGGAAGAGAUGGAGGAUCAGCGCAGACUGAUGGAUUUCAGCCAGAUACCGAGGAUCAUCUUACACCGGACAGCAAAAGCCUCGAUUCACUCUUCACAAAAAUCCUGGUUUUCUCCUCACACGCUUCGAAACCUCAGCACAGAAAGAACGUCGCUAGUUUUAGAGUGGAAAGAAAUCAACGUCAAGAUGGAGGAAGAGAUGGAGGAAGAGAUGGAGGAAGAGAAGGAGGAAGAGAUGGAGGAAGAGAUGGAGGAAGAGAUGGAGGAUCAGCGCAGACUGAUGGAUUUCAGCCGGAUACCGAGGAUCAUCUUACACCGGACAGAGUGGAAAGAAAUCAACGUCAAGAUGGAGGAAGAGAUGGAGGAAGAGAUGGAGGAUCAGCGCAGACUGAUGGAUUUCAGCCAGAUACCGAGGAUCAUCUUACACCGGACAGCAAAAGCCUCGAUUCACUCUUCACAAAAAUCCUGGUUUUCUCCUGACACGCUUCGAAACCUCAGCACAGAAAGAACGUCGCUAGUUUUAGAGUGGAAAGAAAUCAACGUCAAGAUGGAGGAAGAGAUGGAGGAAGAGAUGGAGGAAGAGAAGGAGGAUCAGCGCAGACUGAUGGAUUUCAGCCGGAUACCGAGGAUCAUCUUACACCGGACAGAUCUUCGACAUUGUUCUGUGUGUGAAGACGACGGGAUUUUCAAUGAACUCAGCAACCAGGAGGGGAUCUUCACUUUAAAACAAGAGGAACCAGAACCUCUGCAGAUAAAACAGGAACCAGAACCUCUGGAGAUAAAACAGGAGCAAGAAGAACCACAACAUCAAGAGUACAAAGAGGAAGAGAAGCAACUCUGCAUCAGUCAGGAUGAAGAGCAUCUUGUGCUGAAACAGGAGACUGAUGACAUUUUGGUGAUUCCUUAUAAUGUGCAAAUAAUCCACAAUGAAACAGAACCACAGAGGAACCAACUCAUCUCUCAUGACUCUGCUGAGGAUGAGAACCAAGAUGGGGAUGGAAGCAAUUCUGACGAUCUAGGGAAAAAGAGAAACAAAGAACAGAAACAAAAGGAGAAAUAUGAGAAAACCAAACUGCAGAAAGGUCAAACUGAAAGUUCAAAACAAAAAACAUACAAGAAAGCUCACACACAACAAAAACUAUAUUCUUGUAAAAUCUGUGAUGAAGCCUUUUCUCAAAGCAGUUUGUUGAUGACACACAUGACAACUCACACUGACAAGAACCCUUUCACAUGUUCAACCUGUGGAAAAAGUUUCACACGCAGGUCAAACUUACUUCGUCACAUGAUUAUCCACACAAGUAAGAACCCUUUCUCAUGUGUGACCUGCGGAAUAAGUUUCCAAUGUAAAAGCAGUUUAACUAGUCACAUGAAAAUUCAUAGAAGUGAGAAACCUUUCUCGUGUGGGACUUGUGGGAAAAGUUUCUUUCAAAAAAGAAAUUUAACUAGUCACAAAAGGGUUCAUACACAUGAGAAGCCUUUCACAUGUUGGAGUUGUGGGAAAAGUUUUUGUCAUAAAAGCAGUUUAAUUAUUCACAUGAGGAUUCAUAUAAAUGAGAAGCCUUUCUCAUGUGGGACUUGUGGAAAAGUUUUUCGUCAGAAACGCAGUUUAAUUAGUCACUUGAGCACUCACACAGGUAAAAAGGAUUUCUCAUGUAGGACUUGUGGAAAAAGUUUUUGUCAAAAAAGCAAUUUAACUAGACACAUGAUGAUUCAUACAGGUGAGAAGCCUUUCUCAUGUAGGACUUGUGAAAAAAGUUUCUGUCAAAAAAGCAGUUUAAUUAGUCACAUAAGGACUCAUACAGAUGAGAAACCAUUCUCAUGUGGGACUUGUGGAAAAAGUUUUCGUCAUAAAAGCAGUUUAAUUUGUCACAUGUGGUCUCACACAGAUGAGAAGCCUUUCUCAUGUGGGACCUGUGGAAAAAGUUUUCGUCAUAAAAGCAGUUUAAUUUGUCACAUGUGGUCUCACACAGAUGAGAAGCCUUUCUCAUGUGGGACCUGUGGAAAAGGUUUUUGUCAAAAAAGCAGUUUAGUUCAUCACAUGUGGUCUCAUACAGAUGAGAAGAGCUUUUCAUGUGGGAGUUGUGGAAAAAAUUUCCGUCACCAAAGCAGUUUAACUAUUCACAUGAGGGUUCAUACUGGUGAGAAACCUUUCUCAUGUAGAACUUGUGGAAAAAAUUUCCGUCAAAAAAGAUAUUUAACUCGACACAUCAGGAUUCAUACAGGUGAGAAGCCUUUCUCAUGUAGGACUUGUGAAAGAAGUUUCUGUCAAAAAAACAGUUUAACUAUUCACAUGACGGUUCAUACAGGUGAGAAGCCUUUCUCAUGUAGAACUUGUGGAAAAGGUUUCAGUCAUAAAAGCAAUUUAACUAGGCACACGAAUAUUCACACAGAUGAGAAACCUUUCUCAUGUAGAACUUGUGGAAAAAGUUUCCGUCAUAAAAUCAGUUUAACUAGUCACAUGAGGGCUCAUACAGGUGAGAAGCCUUUCUCAUGUAGGACUUGUGAAAAAAGUUUCUGUCAAAAAAGCAGUUUAACUAGUCACAUGACGGUUCAUACAGGUGAGAAGCCUUUCUCAUGUAGAACUUGUGGUAAAAGUUUCCGUCAAAAAGGCAAUUUAACUAAGCACUUGAGCACUCACGCAGUAGUGAAGCCUUUCUCAUGUAGGACUUGUGGAAAAAGUUUCUGUCAAAACAGCAGUUUAACUAGUCACAUGAGGACUCAUACAAGUGAGAAAUCUUUCUCAUGUAGAACUUGUGGAAAAAGUUUCUGUCAAAAAAGCAGUUUAACUAAUCACAUGAGCACUCACGCAGUUGUGAAGCCUUUCUCAUGUAGAACUUGUGGAAAACGUUUCAGUCAAAAAGGCAAUUUAACUAGUCACAUGAGGACUCAUACAGGUGAAAAGCUUUACUUGUGUGGGAUAUGUGGAAAAGGUUUCUGUCGAAAAGACAAUUUAUUUGUUCACAUGACAACUCAUACAUGUGGUGUUUCUUAUGUCCAACCUGUGGAAAUGGCUUCCUUCCAAAUUGCCAGUUAACUUUUAACAUGGGGACUCGUGCAGAUGGAACUGCAUAAUCGGAACCUCACGUACCAAGAUUUUCAGUAACUCAUUGUUUUGAAGCAGAGUAAUUACAGCUGGAUCACAUUUUUAUAGCGUAGCAGCGUAAAGAAGAAAGCAUCUCAAAAAGGACGUUUAUCUAAAAUGUGCAACUUUCACUUUAUUCUUUCAGUUUUAUCUUUUUUAUGUAAAAGGGUUUUUAAGUGACAUAUUAAGUCUUACAAAGUUUUUAAUGUUUUUGUCUAGUGAGAUAUUAUUGGUUUGUUUCUUAAAAGGAUCCACGAUCAAUUGAACAUGGCCUAAAUAUAUAAUAAAUUUCCUUUUAACUAAAAAAUUCCUGUUUGCUGUACGCCAAAACUCAUAAUUACUUCAAAAAUGUUCAUCUUUUGUUAUAUUUUUCAUGGAAUUUGCCAUUUUUUCGUUUGAUGGGUUUAAAAAGACGUUGCUCAUCGCUGUUUUGGCUGGACAUAGCUGGGCAGUUGGACCACUGUACAUCAUUUACCCAGAAUGCAUUGCAGCAUGAACAACAUGGUGACUUUGGCGUGACAAUAUUUUUAUUAAAAUGUAUAAAACCUAAACAGUCUACAGCAGGGGUUUUCAAAGUAUGAAAGGGUGAGCCCCCCUCCAAGGAGCACAAUGCCUGCUGCGCGCCCCCCUCCCCCAAUAAUCAACCCACAGACAAACAAAUGCCACUACAAAACACCUUCUAAUUGCUUUUAUUUUAGAACCAUCUCAUCUUUUAAAAUGACACUUUAUCUGAAUGAAAUUUAACACAUGAACAUUUUAAAACAUUUCCUCCCAUUUUAAUUAUUUUAUCAGGGCCUUUGUAUGGCAAAUACGCCCUUUUUUCAUUUUUCCAAUGAUAAGAACAACCCCAAACUCAUGUUUCAACCGUUUUCUCAAACAAACGUUACAUCUGAGAUUCUGAGUUUAAUGUUUGAGAUACCAACAGUGUACAGAUGUGUUCUUUGGAACACAUCUGUAAAUGUUGCACAUUUCCUUGAAAUUAAAAAAUAAAUCAAAAACCUAAACAGUUGCAAAAUCGUGGAGCUCUUUUUGUGGCUCAUCUAAACAAUUUAUCUCGAGCUAAAAGAGCGUGCAGUAUGAAAGAGCGGAGGCAUACAAAAGAAAAAACAAUUACGCACGCUAUGCGCACCCUUUCUUUUUCUAUCACGGUCCUGAAUCAUGUGUAACUCAUUUUAUUUAUGAUUUUAACUAAAUUGGCGACAUGGCAACACAUUGGCAACAUUACUGUUCAGCUCACCUUAGUUUUAGUGGGAACAAUGUGCUUGUGCUUUUGAUGCGCGAAUCCGGUUAAGCUUCUUUUCCGGUUUAUUUUUUCCCUUGCACCGCGCCUCCCCUAAAGUGCUCUGGCGCCCCCUAGGGGAGGCGCGCCUCACACUUUGAAAACCGCCGGUCUACAGUAUUAUUACUGUAUUGUUUUUACACCUAAAAUAAAUAUUUCUCAAAGUCUAUUGUUGCUGUUUCUAUAUUCACUGUUAGGUUGCAAUUUAAUUGUGUCAGAAAGGAUGUUUUUUUUUUUUUUUUAUCUAUAUAUGUGUAGCAUGUAAUGUAAUUAUGUAGCAGAAUUAAUUUUAUCUAUUUAUUUUAUUUUUCUUUAUGAACCUUCUCAAAACUAAUUUUCUUUGAAUUGACAUGUCUGUAAUAUAUUAUUUCUGUUUUAUCUUGCUUUCAUUUUUGGCCCCUAGUGUAUAAAAGGCCAUCCUCAUCUAUGAAUAUUGGUUUUCCUUUGUUUUUAAUUGUAUUUUGUUUUGGUGGGGAAGCUUUUAUUUUCUUACUUCCUGUUUGUGCGCUACAUCCUGUGUGUUCCCGCUGCCCUCCUCAAUUCGCGCCAAGCUGCGCUGGGGAGAGGGUGUUUGGAGAAGCCGGAGCCCAGGAGCUGCUGUGAUUAAAAUGUUCUUGUUUUGAACAGGAAUAAAAUUAUCCUGAAACCUGGUUCCGAGGUGGUCCUGACUCCCUGUUCCACAACCGUUACAUAUGCUUUAGUUUUUCAGUAUUUACUCUUCAGGUUCUGAUUUUGGAAAUACUGUUGAUUAUAUGAUGACAACAAAGCAGGCAGAAGGUUUGAUAAGUUAUGAUGAAACCUGAGAUGUUUUUCCUUUUUUUAUGAAAGAUCUGCAUGAACUUUAUUCUUGUUAUAUGUGCUCAUAUAAUGACAACAAAUAAUGACAAAUAAAUGUAUUUU